AUGGCGUCGGCAACAGUUCUAACAACGCAGCCCAUCUCCCUCGACCGACUCCGAGUCAGCGAUUCUACAGAUGAAGACGCGAUACAGACAACCACCCAGGCCACCGAAGAAAACAAUGCAUCCCCUCCUGAAGUUCGACCGCGCUGGUCGGAUCGAAUCCUAGCUCAAGGCCCCUGGGAUCAGAAAGUGACCCCAGACAUGCUCAAAGGAGCCCCCAGCCUGCCGAUGCCAGUCGAGAUCAGCGAUGCAAAGUCUCUUGCGCCUUUCUUCAACCAUCUCAAACACGGCGGCAGCUAUGAGAUAGCGUCUGAUGCUGCAGUCCAGAGCCAGCAGGCAUCCGAGCCUUACUACAACGUCCCGACCCUGGAGUUUGAUAAGGGGGUACUGUACGAAGACGGCCGGAUGGAUCUGUGCAAGAUGGCUCUUGGUCCGCCACAUAUCUCGACCCUGAUGCACAGUCUGCGAUCAAACACAUUCGUGCGGCAUUUCCUGCUAGGAAAUAACAUCAUCGGCCCAUCUGGGGCACAGGCAAUCGCAGACUUCGUGCAGGAAUUCCCCGACCGCAUUGAUACCUGGUAUCUAGCCGGGAAUUGCAUAGACGGAGCAUCGCUUGCACUCUUGACUGAUGCACUGGUCAAGUCGCCCGCCGUUACAAAUCUCUGGCUCAAGAGAAAUCCCCUCGGCCCAGGGUCGGUUGAUUCCCUCUUCCGCCUCAUCACACAGACUCCAAGGCUCCGGACAUUGGAUCUGGAUCAGACAGAGCUUGGCGAUGCAGGCGUUGCUGCUCUGUUCACUCGAUUGGCGGAAUAUGUUCCUCCUACACCCUUGCCAAUGAGAAUCCUGUACCUGUCCGCGACUGGGAUAUCAAGUGCGGCCUGCGAGGCAAUUUCCAGGUACCUGGCCUCGCCGCACUGUUCUAUCACCUCUUGGUACAUGUCCAGCAAUCCGAUCGGUGACGCAGGGGCAAAAGCGCUAGCUACGGGGCUGCAGCAGAAUAAGACACUGCAACGUCUUUCUCUGCAAUCGAUUGGCCUGACUGACGAGGGGGCGACAGUAUUGAUUUCAUCCCUGCAGGGUCAUCCUGCGUUGCAGACUCUGGAUAUCAGUCAGGCCUAUUCCACGCAGGACUUGAAUGCGAGAUUCAAUUAUCUCUCGGCGGAAUGCACAAUCAACGCCCUCUCCUCCCUGGUGACUUCAUCAACGCCUCUCUCCUACCUCGCCCUCGGCCCACAAUCCUUUUGCACCACGACCGCCUUGCCCCUGAUGACUGCCGCGCAGGAGUCCAAGUCGAUCAUGUAUCUCUCCCUCAAGCCGCUCAUCCCGUCGCGGUCCACUCCGAAAGAUAACAGACGAUUCGCCAGUUUGUCCAAGGCGUUGAGAACGCACAGCUUGUCCAACAUCCGUGUGCGCUUCGAUAAGCCCACCAUGACUUAUCAAGAGUGGGAGGAUGACCUCAAACGGUGGUGCAUUAGCGAUGAAGUCAGCGUGCGUAAGAUUGACAGCGUGUACCGCAAUCGGGCGGCGCAAAAGGCACGCAGGGGUGAGGAGGUUUUGCAAAAAUGGUGGUCAGAGGAGGAGAGGGGGGUUCUUGAGGGAGUCUUGCAGGCAUAA
This is a messenger RNA of Aspergillus thermomutatus, 1611 nucleotides long. RefSeq lists its product as uncharacterized. NCBI's taxonomy places the organism in Eukaryota, Fungi, Ascomycota, Eurotiomycetes, Eurotiales, Aspergillaceae. The record is from RefSeq and is a predicted model, not a curated record. The coding region runs from base 1 to 1611 and encodes 536 amino acids. The transcript has 2 exons. Gene Ontology annotation, molecular function: protein binding.